This is a messenger RNA of Nothobranchius furzeri (turquoise killifish), 7852 nucleotides long. It is a transcript of the gene elk4, whose product is annotated as ETS transcription factor ELK4. NCBI's taxonomy places the organism in Eukaryota, Metazoa, Chordata, Actinopteri, Cyprinodontiformes, Nothobranchiidae. The record is from RefSeq and is a predicted model, not a curated record. Gene Ontology annotation, cellular component: nucleus. Gene Ontology annotation, molecular function: sequence-specific DNA binding; DNA-binding transcription factor activity, RNA polymerase II-specific. Gene Ontology annotation, biological process: regulation of transcription by RNA polymerase II; cell differentiation.
UCUUUUCCUAAAAUAGUUCAGCCUUACUUGGAAAAGCUAUUGUUCUUCAUCCAGACACUAAUGCACAUGCUCACAACACUGGUGGGCAAAAAGAGCAUCUGCACCCACUAUCCAGAGCUGUGCUUAUGUGAUUGUAGCGAAAACAAAAUACAUGGUUGUAGUUGUAAUGCACAAUAUAAAUGGCAUGAUAUGAUAGAGCCAGCAGUGGAGAUUUUGGCUCUACUGGCCAACUGUGAUUGCACAAUAACAUUGUCAAGCUGAGUGGAAUCUGGAAAAAUGUUCUUUCUGUUUUUACAUGUUGCACUUGAGCUCAAACCAUGUAGAAUAUUCGUGUUUUCAUCACUUUUAGCUUAUAUUUUAUUUAAAAUAUCCAAAUUGGCAAUAUAGGGGCCCCGGAACAGCAUCUUGCAUAGGGCCUCCACAAAGCUAAAAACGGCCAGUUAACAAGUGAGUAGAGCUCACAAUGCUGAGUAGUGAACGGGGCACCAGUGACCAAACGGAUUGUUGAGUGAUAAAUGACUUCGAGUUCAUGAAGAAGUUUUUGGAAGCAGUCCCAUAAAUGUCACUGCAAUCUAAGAUGGGAAGGACUGUCAUUUUGACCAAGGUAGAAACCCAAUUCUCGACUUGACUUUAGAGAGUAAUAUAUUCAUGUCAAUGUCAAAUGAAAGUGCUGUCAAGUCAGAUGUCAAAAUACUUCGAAGAACUGACAAGUUGUAGUUCUGUACCUACAGAGCUAUACUUCUUAAGUAGGGUGUGGUCCAACCCGGUCUCACGUUAGACCGGGUUGGCAGGUCAGCUGCUUGUGCGUAAUCUAACCACCACUAACAGUGAAAAAUAUCCCAAUAUUAUAGGUACAGACGGGCUACAGCUUCUGGAUCAAUUUUAUAUAAAUAAUUUUUUAAAUGAUCUUCUGUUGAAAGAUAACUUUCACGUAUGUGAGCGACCGGUAUUGGUUACUGUCACCUUUUGUUAUGGGUUAAAGCAGCUUAGGGUUGGCCCAAGUGCAAGUGGGUGGGCUCAGGCCCAGUAGGCCCCUCCCACAACGCUGUGGCUCCCAGUGUUUCCUGUGGGAAACGGGAAACAAUGACUCUUUGAUGGGAAAAGGUUGCUGACCCCUGAUCUAGACCAUCAGUUGCUGAAGCAAGAGUAGACAAGAGUCAAGAGCAUUUAAAGGUACUUAUUUUUUUGUGCGAGGGUCCCCAGUGUAGCUUUUUGUUAAGGAACCUCCAAGGGUAAAGUCUAUUAUUUAGAAAAAGGAUGUAUUUGUGUCUUCUUCAACAUUGUAGUGGGGACUGCCCUGUUGAACAUCCUUAGCAAUCCAAUCACAGUGCUCUAUGUGUGUGUUGGGCCAAUCUCAUCAUUGUACUGGUUUGUUGGGUGGGUGGGAUGUUACUGUGACUGAGCAAAACUAAGAUAGGGACAGCUGGUUUUAAACAGCUUUAGCAUCAACUUUAGACUAUUCAGACUUGGGCCUUUUGAGUCAAGAGCAGAUGGAGGUAUCCAAGGGGACGCUUUGCACAUUUUUCAUAUUGUUAAAUCGUUUUCUUGAGCCAGUUUGUGCUAAAAUCACCCUUUACAGGGUUAAGGAGAGACCUCCCAGCCCCUGUGGCCAGAAGACUGCACUUGCAACUUCAGAAUGGUGGGCUGCUCAGUUGGGACUUAAACAUUUUGAAAUGACAAACCUGUCACUGCAGUCUGGUUCCAGCAGGUUUCCUCCAGUCCCAGGGCAGACGCACAUACCACCAGGCCACUGAGCAGGUUAUUAUACAAUAAGUGAGAGGCAUGGACAGCUCUGUCACCCUGUGGCAGUUUCUUCUCCAGCUCCUGGUGGAUUCCGGUAAUGAGCACCUCAUCUGCUGGACCAAUGAGGAAGGAGAGUUCAAGCUGCUCCAAGCGGAGGAGGUGGCCCGGCUGUGGGGAGCCCGUAAGAACAAGCCCAACAUGAACUAUGACAAGCUCAGCAGGGCGCUCCGAUACUACUACGACAAGAACAUCAUCAAGAAGGUGAACGGUCAGAAGUUUGUCUACCGCUUUGUGUCUUACCCUGACAUCCUAAAAGGAGAUGCUGGCACCCGAACAGAUGGUAGCGACCUGGCUGCCCUUACACCUACAGCUAAGAGGGGGGAUGGCACCCCCCAGGAGGUUGAGUCCGCUGACGGAUCCAAGGUGGGGGGUGGUGUAGCUGCGGUGGGUGUCAGCAACAAGCAGUCAAACAGAAAUGACUACAUUCACUCCGGACUGUACACCUCCUUUCACCUCAACUCUCUGCAAAAUGGACGCCAGCUCUUUAAGUCCAUCAAAAUUGAGAAUCCAGCUGAGAAGAUGGCCGACAGGAAGGGUCUUACUUCCACCUUACACAGCCAGCAGGUGGCGCCACAGCCACCAGCUGCUUUACCAUCAGUCAUCAAGUUUGUGAACAGCCCUACUAAAGCAGCGCCUCAUGUCCUCGCGGAGCCAGCUCUGACCCAGAGUCACAGGCCUGAAGAUGUCGGUGCACGCUCCUCCCUGCAGCCGCCCGUCUAUUCCUUUGAACACACUCGUCCAUCAGAGUUCAGCCUGCCAGAGCUGAGCUCAGCUGGCCCGUCACCCAGUGUGGUCUCUGAGUCCUCUCAGGACCUCACUGUCCAGAGAGACAUCGAGUCCAGGUUCUCAGAGUCAGCAGUUAGUGAGACAGCAGAGACCUCGGAGGAGCAGGAGAAGCAGGUGGACGGUGGAGUGGUCCUAUCAGAAGCUGAGUGCAGCAUGCAGGACGCUGACUUCUGCUCCUCCCUGAGCUGCAGCACCCAGGGCUCUGGAAAAACCCGUAAGCCUCCUAAGAUCCUGCAGAUCAGUCCUCCUACUCUGCUGGUCACCACCUCCGAGUUCUCCCCCAUGAACAUCUGCAGCCCAUCCCUGCCCACAGCCUCGCUCACACCAGCUAUGCUACAGACUCCCACCCUCCUGCUGACUCCCAGUCCACUGCUGUCCAACAUCCACUUCUGGAGCACGCUCAGUCCAGUGGCACCCAUCAGCCCAGCUACUCGGCGCCAGGCAGGACACCUGUUCCAGUUCCCAUCAGUCCUCACCCCCCAGUUCCAGAUCCCAGUACAGAGCCUAGAUGGGACCAACACACCCGGCCCCAUUUCCCCAGACCCUCAGAAAACAUAGGGACCCCCCCCCUCCCCUCCCGGAGCCUGGUGCUUCAGACACACUACAGGUCCGUCUGCGAGCUGCAACAUGGACUCCCUGGCCCGUUCAGCUCGUCUCGUGCUGUUGGACCUCAGGAUGAUAACGCCCACACAUUCGUCUCCUCUGGCUUCCUCUGAGCCGUAGUGAAGGCACGCAGCUGGGUGUUUGUAACCCGGAAAGCCACCGCGGCCUGCUCUGCCUUCAGCUCUCUCACAUGGGAAUGAAAGCCAUGCCGUAAGCCCUCGCCCUGGAGGCUCCAGCUCCUCGUGCGUCUCCACUCUGCCGGCAGUUGGGUGCUCUGAUGGGGUUUUAGGAACUGUUUGACGUGGUAGGAAAGGUGCUGGAUAGUUCUGCUUCAGAUGGACAGGCUGUCGUGCUCAGAGUUAAAUGUGUCAGGUGUGCCAGCUGGUGGGUUUAUUCAGAUCGUCAUGGUGAUGUAAAACAAAUCAUUCAGGUCUGAUGAAGCAGCUUUCCGUUAGAACGCUGUGAUCAUUGAACCUGUAGACGUUUAAACUACGUCAGUUUGGAGAAACGGAGCUUAGAUCUGAUUGGACAGAGAAACUUGGUCCGAGUCCAAACCCCAAAAUGUCUUUGCUGCACUUUGAAAACCUCUACAUGAUCACAGUUACAUUGUUAUUCAGGCAGGAAGGUUAUGAAAUUCCACCCAGCAGCCUUUGACCCAUGACCUUUGACCUCAAACCGAAGUCCGUUAACGAGCAGCAGCGAACACGUGUCCACAUCCAGGGACUGCGUCCUUCCGAGGACAUCCAAAUUCCCAGCAUACUUGAAACGCGUCUUGCUGGUUGCUGAAUGUCAGACCGGUCUGGUGUGUCCUCACAGAGAAGGCUGUCCCAGGAUGGGUCGUGGGCUGAACCAGGUUCUUGUAUUUGCAGUAGUGGUGUGAGAAACGAGGGGAUUACAGUAUCUGGUGGUGUAAGCCUAAAGCCGUUGUGUUGUUGGGCUUUUGUUCUUUAAACAUCCUCAUGUAGGGCGAGUGCUGUGCUCUCUCACCGCUAAAGCCUCGUUUACACUCCUCCAUCUGCUCCACACACACCGUCAGACGUUCUGCUCUCGGACCUCUCCGUCACCUGGGUCACUGUUGAGAUCAGUUCCCCACCAGGACAGCUGUGGACGUAAUCCUGCCACCAGUACGCUCACUGUCCUGCACUUCUUCAUGCGGUCGGCACCUCUAACCCCACGUUUCCCGUCGUUUCCAUCCACAAACCAAACGUGUGCUCCGUAUCUUUGUACUCCUUCAGCCACGGGUGAAUAAAUGUUCAUAUUUUUGGACUUUUUCUGUGAUGCGUUCUUCAGUCUGUUCUAGGGUUGUCACGGUAACCGGUGUAGCGGUAAACCCCGGUAAAAAAGUUGACAAUAAUAAUAACCGUCUUGUUUUUUAAAAAACUAUAUUAUCUCGGUGGAUUACCGUGGCUGCGGCGUAGGCGCGGUGACCCUUACCAGCCACCGUAUCAUCGGCUGAAGUUGCCGGCGGCACAUGCGCACUUUGUUGUUUACAACCAAAACUUUCUUGAAGCUAAAGCUGAAAUAAUGGCCAAAGGAGGAGACGGCAGCACUCGGGACAUUUAUUAUCCCUCAAAGAAGACAAAGUGGGAAUUACGGGCAUCUUCUGGAUAUUUGAAGAAUGCCGAGGGACAGUUGAUAGAAGACGGCUAUCCUGUUUGCAGCACGAGCAGAAAAAGUGUCUGUGAAAGGCAGCAACGCUUCAAAUCUCAUGACACAUCUGCGUGACCAUCACCCACAACUCUACAGUCAACGCAAGGCAAGCUAACGUUAGCGUUUUAGCUAAAAUGCGUGAUCCGAGGAUUUGGGUUGAGGGAGAAUGCAACGAGUGGCUAUAUAAAGCAGCCGCAGCGCCGCUACCUGCAUAUAAACCGUGUCGCGGACACCCCCAUGUUGAAAUGACGCUAUGCAUUACGGAGCUCCCAGGGGCAGAUAAGAGUUGGUCUCUCUCCGAGAAUAAUUAUGAAUUUAACAACGAUUACUGCCUGAUGACAUUUUCCCACAUCUGCAAAGCUCACUGGAAGGACACAAACCGAGGACAAUAUUUUCCUGAUAUAGGGUUUAUUACUCAAGUAAGGGUAAAAAAGUAUCUGAUUAGAAGGCUACUUGAGUACUGAGUAUCAUCUGAUCUAAUAUUUUUAAAAUGAUAACAUCAAACAGAUAUAAAAUAAGAAGUUAUGGGCAAAUAUUGGUAUUUUAAAGACUAAAGGGGAAAAAUGUAAACAAAUAAACAACAUAAUUACAAAAUAACACAUUUUAGGCAAAAUUUAGACACAAACUUAGGACAAUAUUUCCUGACAUACAGGGUUUAUGUAGUUGUCUGAAAAUGUAGCACGUUUAAAAAAAAUACCGCGAUAAUACCGAAAACCGUGGUAAUUUUGGUCACAAUAACCGUGAGGUUACAUUUUCACACCGACAACCCUAGUCUGUUCUGGAUCUGCUGCUCAGUAUCAGUGGUGGGACUGUUGACAGAGUUAAAGGAAGUGGCGUCCUGACCAAUCACAAGCUUGCGGUCUCUGUCAUUUUCUGAUGGAUAUUCAAACAUUCUGUGUCUAAGUCCGCCUCUGGGAGCUUAUCGGUGAGCCCUUGCCCCGCUGGGUGUCUGCACCGGCACUGAUGGAGAAGUAAAAAUCAGGCUUAAAGCCUUGUUUGUUCCUCCAGAGGCACGGAGACGCACGCCAUCACCCGCCAACGCAAGGGCUCACCCACGGGCACGCAGCCCCAUUUUUAACUCUCCGUCAAAUGCAAGGGACAGAUGCGUCUGAUUGGUCGGCCCAACUAAAGCGGCAGCGUUGGUGGAUGGACGCCGCCGUCUCCUUUGCUCCGUUGACUUCUUUGUACCAAACGGUUUUGAUCCUCGAGGUCAAGCCCUCUCUCUUAAAAUGCUCUCCGUCAGCCAUGGGUCGUUGAGUGGAUUAACACUCACAAGUUUUUUUAAUAACUUUAUCUAACAAAAUAAGACCAAUGACAAAUCACAAGAAUCUAAAAUGUUGAUUUAAAUUCAACCCUUCAAGGUCUGUUUGUUUACACGCCCCCUGCUGUUCUGGUGGAGAAUUGCUGUGAAACACUGACGCAGCAACAGGAUGGAAAACGUUUCCGACCAUGUGAGUGCUAACCUGCUGACAGAAGUAUGAACGAGGCUUAAGAUUAGUUUCAUCUACUGUUUGUUACCGUUGUGGUUGCUAGGCAACAGGACAUACACUGAAGUAGGGGCGGGAAUAAAUAUGAAGGCUAGACCGUCCAAAUUCAGUCGCUCACUUGAGUUUACCAGUGGACGAAGGAACUGGCCAACCCGGUCCACGUUCGUCCGGUCCUCACCAGGACGCCGCCCCGGAAUGUGGACACAUUCAUUAGCUGCACCUGAACCCUGGGUGGACAUGUCCCCAUAUCCGCUGAAGUCUUCACUCUCAUGUUCAACACUCGUGAGAUGAUCAGCGGUCUGAUCUGGGGGACAGCUCAGGUCCAGCGUUUGGAUCGUGGCUUCAUGGCUGCUUCUCAGCUGAAGAUCUAGAGCAGCACACCAGCUAGCUGUGAGGAGCUCCGAUGUCCUCUCAGCUGCUGCUCAGUGUAAUGGGGAUGUUUUCAGCUCCGUGCUCGCCUCCUCUGGCUAGUCAUGAUUCCCUGCUGUGAAUGCAUUCUGAAGCCUCCAGGAACACAGAAGCACCUCGAUCAGCCAGCCGAGGGCCACACAUGCCAGCUGGGUUAAAGCCAUACGUCUGAGGACAGCACAUGGGUGCUUCUACCUGUCUAUGCGACCCAUCAUCAAACACCUGUUUACAUGACGUGUGGACAGAAACACGGCUGUUUGUUUUACCAAAGUGUGACUUUCUAACCAGGAUGUGGCGUCCCCUCAGCCCGCGGACGGACGGAGACGGUGCCUUACAGCAGUGUUCCCGUGCACCAGCCUGUGUGUGUGUGUGUGUGUGUGUGUGUGUGUGUGUGUGUGUGUGUGUGUGUGUGUGUGUGUGUGUGUGUGUGUGUGUGUGUGUGUGGAGGAAAGCCCUUCAGCCCUCCUCUGUGUCAUGUUGUAUAUUUUUAUGUGAAGACGAUAGGAUCUCAUGAAGCGUUUCUAUUUUUGUAAAGACCAAACGGGUGUGUCUGCUGACCCGGCCUCUUGUGCGUGGUAGCUCUGAGUUUCGGGUGUUUUGUAGGAAUCGAAGCCUUAUUGUGCCAAACCGUUUUCUAUGGUGUUGAUGCAGAACUUGGGGUUCCUGUUGUAUUGGACUGUUCUCCCAGAGGGAGGACAGCGUGAUGCACUUGUGUUUGGUAAAACAAGACCUAGCUGAAUCUGAUCUUUUACCGUUUAUGUGAAACAGAAGCUGAGUUAGUAAUUAGGCAUAAAACUUUUAUUAGAGUUGAACUGUAGACAGAUACAGGUAGCCUCUAGUGUUUGUACUGAACGUUUAAUAGUGACUAUAAAUGAUCCCAAAGCCCAUCUGGACGUCCUCUUGGACGUUCUGGUGUCUCCUUCUGUACCUCCUGAAGAUUUGUUUCCUUAAAAUGUAAAAACUGGGGAUUCUGUUUGUUUGGUUCAGUUUUCUGUUUGAUGCUUUCAAAUGUUUACAAGCUGCUUGUUGAAGUGGCGCUUCAAUGUGCAAAGGUCAGAGGAAGUGUUUACAACAAGCUGUUGAGUGAGACCAAUCAUUAAAAUCAUCUGACUGAC